GGUGACGUCAUUUCGUAUACGGUUCGAGAUAGCUCGAUGAGCUCGAUUCGCAUCCCCACUGUAUUGUCCGCUGUCCAACUCAGUCCAGCUGACGGGUGAUCAUCGUCCUCGUCCUCGUCUCCGUCGUCGUCGUCAUCGUCGCCGUCAUUGUUGCACUCGGUGGAGUGGGAUUAAAUAUUCGUGUAUAUCCCCGUAACGGUAUCGCGUGAAAAGUGGGCGGCCUUCACGGGCGCGACAUAACAAAAGGCAAAGGACGAGACAAACAACGGCCUCUCGCUCGCUCGCUCGCUCGCCUGCUUGCUUGCUCCUUCUCGCUCUCGUUCCCUCUCCCUCUACUCCGAUCUUCGCUGCCUCCCUUCCUCUCGCUUUAGCGUACGCUCAUUCUCGCUCGCUCGCAAACGUCGCGAACGUCGCAAAUCCGGGGUCUCGUAAGAAAUAACCCUCGUUUCGUUCGCGCGCGUGAGAGGAAGAGAGAGUACAGUGUGCGCACUACAUAAAUCGGGUACGCGUACAGACGCGCGUGUGGGUGCCGUGAUUUCCCCUUAUCAGACUCUCGUCGCGCGGACAGACAACGCGCGCAAGGUGCGGAAGAGGAAGGAGAUCGUCGUCGUCGUCGCCGCUGCUGCCGUCAUCGUCGUCUCCGCCAUCGUCGUCGUCAUCAUCGCCGUUGUCGUCGAUUGCACACACGCGUAUAUAUACGCGUCUACACCUAUCGUGGAGAAAGAGAGAGUGAGAAAGAGCGCGAUCAGCCAUCGUCGUUCGCGGAAGUACACGGGGAGUCCAUUCGUGAGGGAUGUCCACCCCCGCGAGGAGGAGACUGAUGAGAGACUUCAAGAGAUUACAGGAAGAUCCUCCAACUGGAGUGUCAGGUGCUCCGACAGACAAUAAUAUUAUGAUAUGGAAUGCAGUUAUAUUUGGACCACACGAUACUCCAUUUGAAGACGGCACAUUUAAACUUACAAUAGAAUUUACAGAAGAAUAUCCAAACAAACCACCUACAGUGAGAUUCGUUAGUAAAAUGUUUCACCCGAACGUAUACGCGGACGGUGGAAUAUGUUUGGACAUACUUCAAAAUCGUUGGAGCCCUACUUAUGACGUCUCAGCCAUCCUAACAUCUAUACAGUCGCUUUUGGAUGAACCGAAUCCCAAUUCGCCAGCCAACUCUUUAGCGGCGCAAUUAUAUCAGGAAAACAAGCGGGAAUACGAGAAGCGAGUGGCCACUGUGGUUGAACAGUCUUGGCUGAAUUUCCAAGAGAGUCAUACGGAGGAUCCUCGCUGACAUUAAGUAUGCCGCAUUUCACGAUCCACGUAAGAGAUCUCCGUCGCAGCUUCUCUGUCCAAUAUAAAAGUUGUCCCCGUAUUAUAUAUACGUAAUGGUAAAUUCGGAUGACACGAUCCGUCGGAGCUGUACAUGUAAUUUCCUUUGUUAUUUCAUUGCGAACAUUCCGUGUGUUGAUUCACAAUCUGUAGAACACGAUGAGAGGAAUUCGCACAGCUCUCAACAUUCUGUUGUAAAAAAAAAAAAAAUUAAAAAUAAAAAGUAGAAAAUCGGAAACGACGUGAAGUUGCACUAUAAACUUAUGUGAUCUUUUACUUAUAAGUACAGUAUGUAUUGUCUUGCUCUUAUAACUAGCCGUUAGGUAUCCCUCGCGCAAGAGAUAAAAAAUAAUAAUGUCCGUACAAUGUUUUAUCAUAUGUUAAUCUCGCAGGCAAAUCGACUUACCAUUUUACAAGUGUAGACGAGCUUAAGGAAAAUUAUGCUAAAGGAUAUGAAAGUUUGUAAGUUGCUUCUGGAAAGUCUACUUUCACCGUAUAACGGCGCAAAUAUAAGAAAAUAGUGUGAUUAUUUCUCGUUUUCGACUUGGUAUUUACCAUUAGAAAGUCACGCUUGUAUUAGA
Messenger RNA from Solenopsis invicta (red fire ant), 1898 nucleotides. RefSeq names its product ubiquitin-conjugating enzyme E2-17 kDa (gene Ubc6). Gene Ontology annotation, cellular component: HULC complex. The transcript has 4 exons. Bases 794 to 1279 code for a protein of 161 amino acids. Lineage: Eukaryota; Metazoa; Arthropoda; Insecta; Hymenoptera; Formicidae. Gene Ontology annotation, biological process: proteasome-mediated ubiquitin-dependent protein catabolic process; protein polyubiquitination; DNA repair. The record is from RefSeq and is a predicted model, not a curated record. Gene Ontology annotation, molecular function: ubiquitin conjugating enzyme activity.